Messenger RNA from Gloeophyllum trabeum ATCC 11539, 1182 nucleotides. Its product is annotated as DUF6-domain-containing protein. Gene Ontology annotation, cellular component: membrane. Lineage: Eukaryota; Fungi; Basidiomycota; Agaricomycetes; Gloeophyllales; Gloeophyllaceae. The record is from RefSeq and is a predicted model, not a curated record. Bases 61 to 1014 code for a protein of 317 amino acids. The transcript is spliced from 9 exons.
GCUUUCUCCUGCAUCAAUUUUCCAGCAAGCCAUCGCCUUCGCUUUCAUGGUCACUGCGCGAUGGCUGGCGGGCAUGCAUUUGCGACUCACCCAACGAAAGCCGUAUCGUCCGCGGAAGGUGUAGCGUUCUUGCCCGCGGAGGAUACAGUUGUCGGCGAGCGAAAACGUAGCGAUGGCAAGGCUCCUCUGUGGAGACGAAUAUCGCCAGCUUUCAAGGAUUUCGUGGAGAGGAACACGGGACUGCUUAUGGUCGCGUCGUCUCAAUUCUUCUUCGCACUGCAGAACGCGUCGGUGAAGAGGCUAAACAGUCUCGAGGACCCAGUCCCCACAUUAGAGCUGGUGAUGGUGCGAAUGGGUAUCAUAUGGAUAGGCUGCGAAGCAUAUAUGCUUCUCAGAGGCGUGCCGGAUCCGUUCUUGGGGCCCAAGGAAGUGCGGGGCCUCCUCCUCUUACGAGGCUUCUCGGAAUUCAUCGGAAUAUUCGCCUCCUACUACUCCCUGAACUAUUUGUCCCUGUCGGAUGCUACGGUAUUGACUUUCCUAUCGCCUUUCACCACCGCCAUCGCCGGAGCACUGCUUCUCAAGGAGAAAUUCACACUAAAGCAGGCACUUGCUGGCCUAUGCAGCUUCGGUGGGGUCAUACUCAUUGCGAGGCCCGCGUUCCUGUUCGGUAGUGCUUCAGCAGCGCCGGACUCAGGGCAUGUUAUUGACGACGGACACGUUGGUGACCCGCUCGCCAAAGGAACGCCCGCCCAACGGUUGGGAGCUGUCAGUGUUGCCUUGAUCGGCGUCCUUGGUUCUACCGGUGCUUACACGUCAAUACGAGCUAUUGGGAAACGCGCUCAUGCUAUGCAUUCCAUCGUCACAUUUUCCGCUUACUGCGUUAUCACAUCAUUGGGCGGGUUACUAUUACGGGGAACCCACGUCGUGGUCCCACGACGUAUCGACUGGUUCGCUCUUCUUCUGUCAGUCGGCUUCCUUGGCUACGCAGGCCAAGUAUGUUCAAUAACCCUGUAACCGCGUAAAGAUGUGCUGAGGCCCACAGAUCUUUCUGACCAACGGACUGCAACGCGAGACCGCGGGCCGAGGGACCAUGGCUGUAUACACGCAGAUUAUCUAUGCCCUUGUACUACAGCGCAUAUUCUUUCAUACGACACCCGCUCCUCUGUCGUUUGUCGGGACGGC